This is a messenger RNA of Crotalus tigris (Tiger rattlesnake), 1079 nucleotides long. It is a transcript of the gene LTAP1, whose product is annotated as chromosome unknown C1orf43 homolog. The record is from RefSeq and is a predicted model, not a curated record. NCBI's taxonomy places the organism in Eukaryota, Metazoa, Chordata, Lepidosauria, Squamata, Viperidae. Gene Ontology annotation, biological process: phagocytosis. The coding region runs from base 94 to 933 and encodes 279 amino acids. The transcript has 7 exons.
GUGGCCAGAGCCACGUGACCGGGCGCGGGCGGCCCCGGCGGCGGCCAUGUUGUGCGGCCCUGAGGGCGGCCGGGCCUGGAGCCUCGCCCGGUCAUGGCGGGCUCCCCUUCCUCCCCCGCCGCCGCCUCUUCCUCUUCCUCCUCCUCCUCUUCUCCUCCGUCCUCCUCCUCGCCGGUCCCGGCCAGCAACUGGCUCUCCGGGGUGAACGUGGUGCUGGUGAUGGCCUACGGGAGCCUGGUCUUCGUCCUGCUCUUCAUCUUCGUCAAGAGGCAGAUCAUGCGAUUCGCCAUGAAGUCUCGCCGGGGCCCCCACGUGCCGGUGGGCCAGCACGCCCCCAAGGGACUCAAGGAGGAGAUUGACAUCCGACUGUCCCGGGUUCAGGACAUCAGAUACGAGCCCCGGCUGUUGUUCUACAGUGACGCUCGGCUGCUACAACUGGAGUCGCCUAGAAACCCAUUCCCUUACGACUACGUGUAUCGGAUGAAAGCUUUGGAUGCAGUCAGAGAAGCAGAGAUCCCCUACUCCAUGGAAGGCAGGUAUCCCAAGUUGCUGAUCGAGAAGAACUUCCAGGCUUACUUGCUUGAUCUCCGCAACUCCAGCAGCCCUUUGAAGGGGCUUCGCAAGACCCUGAUCGACGCCCUCCUGGACGGCUACGAGAACGCCCGCUACGGGACCGGGGCCUUCGGCAGAAUGGAAUUCCUCAAGUUCCAGGAGGCACUGCGCGAGCUGGCAACCAUCCUCAAGGCCCAGGGCGAGAGCAGCCAGCGGCAGCACCAGUCGGCAGCCAAGGACCUGACCCUCUUGCCGGACAACUCCAGCCCCACCAUCCAGGUCACCUACCUGCCCUCCAGCCACAAGAGCAAGCGGGCCAUGCACUUCCUGGAGCUGAAGAGUUUCAAGGACAGCUACAACACACUGGAGAGCACCCUGUGAAUCUCCCACCUGCGCAAGGGGGGGGGACAGGCUCCAAUUUCUCUCUCCCCCCCCCAAUCUGGACCAAACCAACCUUGCUGCCUCUGCCCAGGCUUGGCUGCCCCUCGUGGCCCGUCCCUUGCUGUGAAAAGAUUCUGGGGUGGGCA